Molecule: messenger RNA, 3075 nt
Organism: Pseudozyma hubeiensis SY62
Lineage: Eukaryota; Fungi; Basidiomycota; Ustilaginomycetes; Ustilaginales; Ustilaginaceae
Exons: 1
Coding region: 1-3075 (1024 amino acids)
Biological process (GO): protein sumoylation
Cellular component (GO): cytoplasm; SUMO activating enzyme complex
Molecular function (GO): SUMO activating enzyme activity
Source: RefSeq, a predicted model, not a curated record
AUGGCGGCCCCAGACGAUAUGAAGGUCGACCAGCCCGAACAGGCCAUCGAUGAGGGUCUCUACAGUCGACAGCUCUAUGUGCUCGGUCACGAUGCCAUGAAGCGCAUGGCUGCCAGCAACGUCCUUGUCGUCGGUCUCCGCGGUCUCGGUGCCGAAAUUGCCAAGAACGUCGCACUCGCCGGUGUCAAGACCAUCACCAUCUUCGAUCCUACCCCUGUCUCCAUCUCGGACCUCAGCACACAGUUCUUCCUCCGACCAGAAGAUGUCUCGUCCGGCGUUCGCAGGGAUCACGCCACACAGCCUCGUCUCGCCGAGCUCAACACGUACGUGCCCAUCCGCGUCCUUGAAGCGACCGAGCUCAACCAGGAUGUCCUCUCCCGCUUCCAGGUCGUCGUCAUGACCGAUUCUCUCUAUGGCGAGCAGCUUCGCAUCAACGACAUCACCCACGGCUCUUCCACCCACUUCAUCUCGGCAGAGGUACGUGGUCUCUUUGGUUCAGUCUUCAACGACUUUGGGCCCAAGUUUUUGUGCAACGAUCCCACCGGCGAGCAGCCUCUGUCCGGCAUGAUCGUGUCCAUUGCCAGCGAGGACGAAGAGGGUCUCGUCACCACGCUCGAUGAGACAAGGCAUGGGCUCGAGGAUGGCGAUUACGUCUCUUUCACAGAAGUGCAGGGAAUGGAAGCGCUCAACAACAGUCAGCCACGCAAAGUCAGCGUCAAGGGCCCUUACACGUUCACUAUCGGCAGCACCAAGGGUCUCGGCGAGUAUAAGCGAGGCGGCAUCUUCAAGCAGGUCAAGAUGCCCAAGGAGAUCGCCUUCAAGUCGCUGCGGGAGAGCGAGAAGCAGCCCGAAUUCCUCAUCGCCGACUUUGCCAAAUUCGAUCGCCCUGCCGCGCUUCACGCCGGCUUCCAGGCGCUGUCGCAGUUCCAGCAGAAGAACGGUCGAUUGCCCGGGCCUCGAAACGCGCAAGACGCCGAUCAGCUGCUCGAGCUCACCAAGCAGAUCGUUCAGGCUUCCGGUCAGGAUGCGGCCGAUCUGCCCGAAAAGGUGAUCCGCGAGCUCUCCUUCCAGGCCACGGGUGAUCUGUCUCCGAUGGUCGCAUACGUCGGCGGCUUUGUGGCGCAGGAAGUGCUCAAGGCGUGCUCCGGCAAAUUCCACCCUCUCGUUCAGCACCUCUACGUCGACUCGCUCGAAUCGCUGCCGGACAAUGUGGAGAGCCUUCCCGAGAGCGAGUUCGCGCCUGUCAACUCGAGGUACGACGGUCAGAUCGCCGUUUUUGGUCGCAGCUUCCAGCAGAAGAUCGCCAACACACGCCAGUUCCUCGUAGGCUCUGGUGCUAUCGGAUGCGAGAUGCUCAAGAAUUGGAGCAUGAUGGGUCUCGGCAGCGGUCCCGAAGGUGCCAUCCACGUCACCGAUAUGGACACGAUCGAAAAGUCGAACCUCAACCGACAGUUCCUCUUCCGCUCCAAGGAUGUGGGCCACUUCAAGGCUGACACGGCAGCUGCCGCGGUGGCCGAAAUGAACCCGGAUCUCAAGGGCAAGAUCCACAGCCACCAGAACCGCGUCGGACCCGAGACCGAGGAUGUGUACGGCGACGAGUUCUUCGCCUCGCUCACCGGCGUCACCAACGCGUUGGACAACGUGCAGGCGCGUCAGUACAUGGACCGUCGCUGCGUGUACUACGAGAAGCCGUUGCUCGAGUCGGGCACGCUGGGCACCAAGGCCAACACGCAGGUGGUGGUGCCGCACCUCACCGAGUCCUACUCGUCCUCGCAGGAUCCUCCGGAGAAGUCGAUUCCGGUGUGCACGCUCAAGAACUUCCCCAACGCGAUCGAGCACACGAUCCAGUGGGCGCGCGAGCAGUUUGACGAGUAUUUCCUCAAGCCCGCCGAGAACGUGAACCAGUACCUCUCGCAGCCGGACUACAUCGAGACGACGCUCAAGUCGGGCUCGGGUGCCAAGGAGCAGCUGGAUCAGAUCAAGCAGUACCUCGUCGACGAGCGACCCAAGUCGUUCGAGCAGUGCAUCUACUGGGCGCGCAUGCGAUUUGAGGAAAAUUACAGCAACACCAUCCGUCAGCUGCUGCACUCGCUGCCCGCCGAUGCGGUCACUUCGAGCGGCCAACCGUUCUGGUCGGGACCGAAGCGCGCACCUAAGCCGCUGACGUUUGAUGUCGAGGACCCGAUGCACCUCGAGUACGUGAUGAGCGCUGCGCUGCUGCACGCCGAGAACUACGGGCUGAAGGGCGAGGCGGACGCGGCGCUGUUCCGCAAGGUGCUGUCGUCGAUGCAGGUGCCCGAGUUUGUGCCCAAGGACAACGUCAAGAUCCAGACGAACGAGAACGAGGCGGCGGCGGCGGCGAACAGCAGCAGCAAUGCUGAUGGCGGCGACCUGACGGACGUGACGAGCAGCUUGCCCGAGGCUUCCUCGCUUGCCGGCGUGCGUCUGCAGCCGAUCGAGAUGGAGAAGGACGACGACACGAACCACCACAUGGACUUUAUCACUGCGGCAUCCAACCUGCGUGCGACCAACUACGGCAUCUCGCCGGCGGACAAGCACCAGACCAAGGGUAUCGCGGGCAAGAUCAUCCCGGCGAUUGCCACGACGACGGCGCUGGCGACGGGACUGGUCAACUUGGAGCUGUACAAGCUGCUGGACGAGAAGAAGACGCUCGAGGCGUACUCGAACGCCUUCGUGAACCUCGCGUUGCCGUUCAUCGCGUUCAGCGACCCGAUCGCAGCGCAGAAGCUCAAGUACAACGAUACCGAGUGGACACUGUGGUCUCGGUUCAAGGUGGAGCAGGAUGUGACGCUGCAGGAGUUUUUGGACCUGUUCAAGGACAAGCACGGGCUGGAGGUGUCGAUGCUGAGCUCGGGCGUGUCGAUGCUGUUUUCGGCGUUCCUGCCGGCCAAGAAGAGGGAGGAGAGGCUCAAGAUGAAGAUGAGCACGUUGAUCGAGACGGUCUCCAAGAAGCCGAUUCCGAAGCACGCGCAGUGGGUGAUUGUCGAGAUCAUGGCGGAUGACUUGGAGGGAGAGGAUGUCGAGGUGCCGUUCGUGGUAGUCAAGGUCAAGUGA